This is a messenger RNA of Petromyzon marinus (sea lamprey), 3727 nucleotides long. RefSeq names its product SH3 and cysteine-rich domain-containing protein-like. NCBI's taxonomy places the organism in Eukaryota, Metazoa, Chordata, Hyperoartia, Petromyzontiformes, Petromyzontidae. Gene Ontology annotation, molecular function: protein binding. The record is from RefSeq and is a predicted model, not a curated record. Gene Ontology annotation, biological process: positive regulation of voltage-gated calcium channel activity; skeletal muscle contraction; positive regulation of protein localization to plasma membrane.
ACAGGGGGCUAGGGGGACACGCACAUAUAAAGCACAAGCGGAUUCCGAAGUGAGGACUGGAAAAAAAUAAGCGUCUCGUCCCAGCUGCCAGCACUCUGCUCUAGGAGCACGAUCUGUAUUCGCGCUCUGUUCCUGGCUCAGCCUCCCUCCUCACCCUCCUCAUUCUGCUCAUCCUCACCCUAAUCCUCCACCCGCUGCAGUCGUGCCACGCCGCGCUCCGCCGCUUCUCAAACUGACAGCCUCCUGGGAUUUCCACCCAACAAGUUAUUCCGGAUCACCUCGUUGCCAAUGUGCGAGCGCGUAUGGCGGAGCGCGGUGGUCGGGUUCAGCGCGCACUGAGCAACGAACCCACGACCACCCGAGUUCGAUGCCUGGCUUACGACUAUUGGCGAUUGGCGGCGGCGGCUGAUAUCAGAACCUGUUGCUGCGGCUUCUCCUAGAUCGACUCAGCCUGAAUACACGAGCGCCUGUUGCGGUGUGUAAACACAAGCGGAGAGACAAAGGCGACCGGACGUGCUAGUGGUGGUGGUGGAGGUCACACCACAGCAUCUCCUCGUGCGCCCUACCGGACUCCAACAGUUUGUUAAAGACUGCACGGGAACCUUUGUGGUAUGUGUACGGACAAUAAUUUACAUAGCACGCAUGCCAAUGGUAUUUUAAGCAGCUACCGCGCGCGUUGAAGAGAGGCGAGGAGGGCAACGGAGAAACGGAGAUAAGGUGGAGGAGACGGAAGAGGAGGAAGACGGAGAAGCAGCAGCAGGGGGAGAGGGGGGGCACGGCAGCAUCAUCAGCCGACGGUGCCUCCCCGCCGAUAUGAGCGCUCAGCACGAGAAGGAGAACGAGCCCCUGAGCCCAGGGGGCCCUGAUCCCCUUGCCAUGAGCGAGCCCAGCCACGCGGAGUCCCCGCUGGCCAGGCUGAGAAAGACGCUGUCCUUCAAGUCGAAGGCGCUGCACAGACGCAGCCAGAGCGACCACAACGUGCUCCAGCGCUCGGCGGUGCUGAGCCCUGCCCUUGGGAUUCCGCCGCCGCUGCUGCCCGACUCGGUCGUACGGACCCGGCGGCCGGGCAGGGCCCGCAGCGAGCCCGGCAGGGAGGGCAGCUCGCAAGGGGCAGGCGAUUACGGGGAUGAUGAUGAGCCGCGACGCCGCUGCCCUCCGACCUCGCCGAGAAUCCAGCCGGGGUGCCCCGAGCGUAGGCACUCGUUCCAGGACCACAGCUUCAAGAAGCCGACCUUUUGCGACGUCUGCAACCGCAUGAUCGUCGGCACGGACGUGCAGCCAGUCAGCAAACUGGGCAUCCGCUGCAAGACGUGCAAGAUGAGCGUGCACCAGCGGUGCCAGGCAUGCGUCAGCCAGCAACGCUGCGUCGGGAAGAUGCCGAAAGGGUUCAGGAGGCAGUCCAGCUCUCCGUUGCUUCUGAACGGGCAGUUUGCCUGCAUCAAAGAAGUCAUGCCCCUCGCGUCUGGGAACAAGCUGGACCCGGUGUACGAGGCGCUGCGCUAUGGAACCUCCCUGGCCCAGCAGAGACGCGCACAGGCGGCGGGGGAGGCGCCCUGCAGCCCGCGCGAAGACAGCGCGGACUUGUGCGAAAAUGAGGAAGAGGACGAGGACACGAACGGAGAGGGCCCCGAGGGUCGGAGGAGUUGGGCCCGGGGUGCGUGCCACACAGCAGAGGGACGGCUAAGGAAGCUGAGUCUCGAUGACAAGAGGGUAGUCUUCUCACAGGGAGACACGCUGGCAACGGAGCCCCGCCAUCACGCCGGCCUCGCCGUGUGCCCCCGAGCCGGCGAGCGGGACCGCCGGCAGCGCCGAGCGUCGGUGCCGGCGUCGGCCGCGGCCGCCCGCCGCGACUUCAGCCAGCUGUACACGUUUGUGGCGCUGCACCGGUUUGGCACGCGCGAGAAAGACGACCUCGCUCUGGAGCCGGGGGACAGACUGAGCAUCCUGGACGACUCCAAUGAGGAGUGGUGGAAGGGCAAGCUCGGGGACAGGGUGGGAUACUUCCCCGCUAACUUCGUGGUGCGCGUCCGUCCCGGGGAGCGAGUCUUCCAGGCGCUGCGCACCUUUGUGGGCAACAAGCAGCUGGGGCAGCUCACGCUCAAGCAGGAGCAGGUGUGUGUGGAGAAAGGUGGAGAAUCAAAUGGCUUCGUCAAGGUGUCCAAUGGCCGCAAAGUUGGCCUGGUGCCUCAAGAGUUCCUGGAGGAGAUCUAAAACUGCCGCUCCUGAUCAACGCUUCCAGAUCGCAGCCAGAGUCAAAUUCUCGGUCACACCUCUUGCGUGCCUCUGCCACCAUUCCACAUGGCGUCUCGAGCCCCCAAACUCGGCUACACCAACGCAACCACCUCCGCGCCAGCCAAGCCUGACGUUUCUUCCUGUGAGCUGACGCUCUGUCGUGGAUGAGUAAAACUCUCUCGUCACCUUCGAAGCCAGAGAGUGAAUGGCCACGUUGUGGGUGUGGGAGCUGCUUUUGAUGAGAACAACUUUCCAAACAGAUGUCUCCAUCAUCGGUGACAAAUUGACAAAUUGAGAGAAACAACAGCGUCACUUUGCAUCGUCGGAGACAGCGGCUGGGGUUGGCACAUCAGAGGUACAAAUAAAAACUGGGAUCAAAGAUGGAAAGAAAAAUAUAUCUCUCAAUAUGGGAAGAGGGGAGAACUGCAUGAGUGUUGUUAUUAUUAUUACGCAUCUGACAAAAUCCGAGACUAUUAAGGUCACGGGAAAAUGAUUAAUUUCCCAGGAUGGCUAUUUCAUAAAGAGGACGUCCCUGGGGGAGGAGGAGGAGGGGGGGGGGUAACAACCCCAGCAGUGGCGUCUUUCAUGGCCUAGUUUGUGACGCUCGCCAGACCUCUAAAACUUCAGAAAUUCGGCCGAGGAACAUCGCCAAAACGAGCCGAGCAGAGCUGACGACUCGCGAAGCAGGGAAGGGGCAGCGUUGUCAUGUGCAUCGUCGUCAUCGUCGACUGAAGGUGUUGUUUUACAACCCUCUAUUUGAUCUCUUUGGCGCUAACUUACAGGUACGGUGAUGUAGCACCGACAGUCGUCUUCAGAGCAGCAAGGUGAGCGGGUUCAGCCUGUCGGAGCAUAUAUUAGUGUUUUGUUUUGGUCAGAGUUGACUUGUGACUUUGUCCAAGCGGUAAACCUUUUCCCCUCUAAAUUAUUCCACGUUUCAAAAGCAGGGUAUGUAUGCAAAGCAGUCGAUGUUUCACUAGGAGAUAACACACUUUUCCAUCACGACCAAAAACAUGUUGCACUAUUAAUGUUGGAUUGAUGUUUAAAUUGAGACCAGCCUUCAAAGGUAAAAGUAAAAGUAAAUGUUAAAGUAUUUAUGGUUAACACGUCUCGAGUAAACAUAGAAUUGGUUUAAUGUGUACGGUAACAAUAAUUGUGGCCCUGAUUUCAAUUCCAGUAAAGGAGAGGGGCAGCCUAUCUUGGUGAUAGCAUCCAUGCAAUAACAUACCUCAAUACGAAUGAGAACACAAAAACAGACUGGGUAUAAAUUGUUAUGGUUUUUUUCCCCCCAUGCAAAGUGUUCAGAAAAUGUAGCUGUUGAAUAAUUUGUUGGAUGCUUCUUAAUUAGCACAAAAUGUUCCUCGCUGCCUCUGUAACACAUUGAGAUUCUUCUUUUAUGUGCGUGGAAUGACCACCUAAAGGCCACGCUCGCUUGGAAUUUUGCUUUCAUUUCCUCUUGAUUUCUUUACCGAAAAUGUAUAAAUUUUUCAUUUUCUCA